AUGGCCGAAGGAACAGUAACGACCCUCGCCGUGCCAGGCCAGCUACUGGGCGCUACGAGCGAGUAUCUGCCAGGGCCAGGCACACACAUUCACAACUCGAGCGUCUAUGCCUCGAUCCUGGGGCCGGUUACCACCACUACGCCUCCAAAACCAGCGGGGCCUCAAAAACGAUUGACGAAGAUCACCCCGGCAGCUCCAGCAGCCCUGCCUACCAUUUCUAUCGAGAGGAAGAUAUCUGCGGGCAAUCCAAAGGAUCCACGGGGCAGAACAAAGACGGAGGUCUUGCCGGAAGUGGGUAGUGCCGUGCUUUGCAGAGUGUCGAGAAUAACUCCCAGACAAGCCAAUGUCUCAAUUCUAGUCGUGGGGGAAACAGUGUUGGAUGGCGAGUGGCAGGGCUUGAUACGGGUGCAGGAUGUCAGGGCGACGGAGAAGGAUAAGGUCAAGAUAUUCGAGAGCUUCAGACCCGGAGACAUUGUGCGCGCGACUGUGAUCUCUCUGGGCGAUCAAUCGAAUUACUACCUCUCCACCGCAAGCAACAACCUGGGUGUCAUCAUGGCUACAAGUGAAGCUGGGAACACCAUGUAUCCCGUCAGCUGGAAGGAAUACCGGGACCCUGAGACAGGUGCCAGCGAGGCUCGAAAGGUUGCGAAGCCAUUCUAG
Venustampulla echinocandica is the source of this 660-nucleotide messenger RNA. RefSeq lists its product as uncharacterized. The record is from RefSeq and is a predicted model, not a curated record. Gene Ontology annotation, cellular component: cytoplasm; nuclear exosome (RNase complex). Gene Ontology annotation, biological process: RNA processing. The transcript has 2 exons. Gene Ontology annotation, molecular function: RNA binding. Lineage: Eukaryota; Fungi; Ascomycota; Leotiomycetes; Helotiales; Pleuroascaceae. Bases 1 to 660 code for a protein of 219 amino acids.